AUGUCAACAUCAUCGGAAAGAGUGGAAUGGGUGGAAAUCAUCGAGCCCCGAACAAAGGAACAUAUGUAUGCGAAUUUGACCACAGGCGAAUGUGUAUGGGAUCCUCCUGAGGGUGUCACCAUCAAGCGAACAGAUGCUUCACAAUGGUGGGAGCUGUUCGACACAAAUACCUGUCGAUUUUACUACUACAAUGUUGCCUCACAGAAAACCGUUUGGCAUCGGCCGCAGAACUGUGAUAUUAUCCCUCUGGCCAAGUUGCAAACCCUGAAGCAAAACACCGAUCCGAGCGAUCGGAAAGAUGCGACACUCCCGCAUCAUCACCAUCAUCACCACCACCAUGGUACAGGAAGUGGUGGCAGCACAGGAGGCGGCGGUGGAGGCAUUGGUGGUCUUGGUGCACUCGGCGGUGCAUCAAAGUUGGGUGGCAGCGGAACAGUAGGAAAAUCUUGCGGUCAUCGAACAGCAACGGGCGUCACGGAUUAUCGCGAUCGAGACCAUCACCAUCGUAGCUCCAGCUCGGGGCACCGUCGUGGCGGCGGUGGCGGAUUAGAUCAACGCAGCAACAGCGAGCUUCUGGCCAGCCCGCAAGGAAGACACAGUCUUCAACAUAGAUUACCGCCAAAAAUCGUAACCUCUCCGUUGGCUGACGGUAACUGCCACGCUUCGAUUAGCCGACUGGACCCGCACAAAUUUUGCAGACAUGGGCACCAGUCGAGUGGUGGCGCAGGAACCGGUGGCAUCUCGGUGCCAUCUGCUGGAUCGGUACGUGGAAGCCUGCGUUAUCCCGGAAGUUAUCAGCACGGCCAUCUUCAUGCGGCGCAGCAACAUCAUCAGCGUUUCCACCAUCACCACCAUCAUCCGGAUAUCAACUCGCUUAAAUCCUCCGAGGGUAGCCUAUCCGGUAGUUACCGUCGGUUGCACGGCGGUGCUGCAGGCAGCGUUCCUGACGCUGCGAACAGCCUGCUUCGGUACGGCAGUGGUUCCAGUGGUUAUGCUACGAAUGGCCAUACCAGCGGUGGAGGCAGUGGCACGGGUAGUAGAAAACACAAUCCUGACAGUAGUAGCGGCUACCGAAUGCUACAGGAAAGUUCAAGUUCUCACAACAUUCCACACUCGGUGGUAGUCCCUUCGCCUUCAGCAUCAACGGCAGCUGUGUCUGCAGUGAGUAGCAGCGAAAAGCUAGCCAUUGGAUCAUUGCAUCAUUCGUCAGCACUGCCCCCACCUCACCAAAUGCUGUCGUACUCGAUCUCAAACUCUUCGGAUCUUGCUGCUGCCGGAAGCCUAUCGUCACCGUCACACUCGUUGAGCACGCCGCAGUUCAAAAAGAAAUUCAUCCAUGACGGUGGUGUAGGAGGCUCCUCAUCGAAAUCUUCUUCGAAGGAUGGCAACCUUGUCGGAGGAAUGGUAUCAAAGCACGAAAGCUUUGAUUAUGGCGGCAAUCCUAGUGCAUCAUCAAUCUCGCUUACAAGGUCUGGGAGUUUUCUUUCGUCUGCAGGCAUAACUAGUGGUGUGGGUGGUGCUAUUGGUACUCCCCUUUCAUCCCGGCCGUAUGGUCCAUCUGGAAGCGGUGGAAGUUAUCAUUCUUCUAGCGGGUCCCAUAGGAAGGGUAGCUUUGAUGGAAAUGGUGGAAGCGGCAGUGCAGGAGCAGAUACUGGUGGUAGUGCUGGAACCGGUGGAGCCGCAGGAGUAGGGGGAGGGGGAGGAGGAAGCGAUGAUUCAAUGCAUGAAAAAUACUUUAAAUCGGUUGAAAAUACACCGAUCACGCGAAGGCGUCACACAACGUCCUCUAAAUCGCCUUUGCAGCAACAAAAGCAAUCAAGCGAUUCUAGUCCCCAGAGUCCAAUUAGUCCACAACAACAGCAGCAGCAACAGCAAGGAAAAGUGCAACGGCCGUCAGCUUUGUCGGUGGAGUUAUCUUCCGGUAGCAGUUACCAAAACAACGGCAGCAACAAAUCUAGUCAUAAAAAUAGCAAUAUCAAUAGCAGCAACACCACAGGUGAUCAUCCCAGCGAACUGCUAUACAAUGUCGAUGGUGCGACAGGAAAACCAGACAAAUAUCUUGAUAAAAUGAAGCACGAACGCACCGGCAAAGUAUCUCCCGGUGCGGUGUCAAUGGGCGGAAAACAAUCUCCUUAUCCGCCCAACAUUCCAACAUCCUCUUCCUCUAGUCAUCCUAUGGAGCAAACGAGCGGUGGCAGUACCGCCAAGGGCAGUGGGGGUAAGGAUCAGUUUUCAUUGAACCUGAAUCAAUCCAACCUUGACCGACACAACCGAGCGCACGAUCAACAACAAACACUGGAGAAAAAGUCGUCGGGAUCAACUCAUACUGUUGCCUCGAACAAUUCUUCUACGCACAAUACGAAGCAUGGAAAGAGGGCUAAAAAUUACAACAAUCACAAUACCGCUGGUGGUACCGGGUUCGAUUUCGAUUACGACAACGGCAAUACCUCGCCUCUGUACUGCAACUGGGACAAGGAAAUGCAGGAACAUUUGCUCCCUUUGCAACAUUACAUUUUAGAACAGGCGAAGCUGUCAGGCUCUUACGGAUUAGGUGAUUUGGACUCUGAUUCGUUUCACUCAGACAGUCAAUCAGAGCACUCGUUCUCGGGACACGAACCAGAUAAUGAAGACUCCGACCAUUCUGAUGGUCACGGCGACUAUUUGGCUCAUUAUCCUUACGAAGAAUAUGGUGCCCGACAUGGUCAGGAUGGCGGCGUAUCAUACUAUAACUUUGAGUUCAAUUUUGGGGAUCGCGACGAAAAGGAAGAUAUAUCUGAAGAAGUUACGGCAAAAUUAGAGAGCAUGCCUGAUCAAAUAUACAGCCCAGUCAAAAACCAUCCUCCAUUGCACAAAUUUCCGUCACCUGCAUUUCAAUCCGGAAGAAAGGUUUUUGAAACGACCGGUAGUAUGUUGUCUGAUACUGUUGACCGUGGACCACCUACAGUUCCGAUGGGCAGUGGAAAUGGCACAUUUGGAUCGAAAACGUCUUACCUACAGCAGAUGGCGGCCGCCGCUGGACAACAUCAACAGCAGCAACUGAGUGGUGGAAUUCAGCCACCUCAACAACAGCUUCAACACAAACUCAGUAAAGCCACAUUGUUGCAACGAUUCCAGGAAAAUCUAAGAUUAGAAUCAUCAGGAACGGGAGCAGGCAGUAAUGGGAAGAUAGCUGAGAUGGCUUUGCUGAAGGAGUGUGAUAUCGAGAAAUUUGCGCAAGAUAAUCUCAAUCUACAUUCAAAGGGCAUUUUCCGCAAAAAAUCCUCUGUGAGAGACAUGCUCAGUUGGACAUCAAACGCUAUAAGCCGUCCGAUGCUAUCCCUGGCCAGAGACAAAGCGGGCAAAAAGAUGGCCACGGAUCUGUUCAAACUGGUGCAGAUAUAUAUGGGUGAUAGAAAGGCACGCAUUGGGAUGAGCUUGAUUUCGGUCGCAAUAGACAUCGUAACUAUGGCGAUGGGACAGGCACAGUUGCGAGACGAACUAUACAUCCAGAUGUGCCGCCAGACUACAGAGAAUCCAAGUCGCGAUUCAUUGAUCCGAGGUUGGGAGCUAAUGGCGAUUUGUCUGUCAUUUGUACCACCAUCCCCUACGUUCCAGCCAGCUUUGCUGGGUUAUAUCAACCGACACCGCGAUCCUUCUUUUGCGACCACUUUCCCAGAAGUUGGAAAAUGGCCAAUCCACGUUCAGAUUUCUCAUUAUGCAACGAUAGCGUGUCGUCGGUUGGAUCGCAUCGGAAGCUCGGGUAGGAAGCAGGCCAAACGGCCAUCGGAAGAUGAGAUCAACCAAGCACGAGAGCAAAUUUUCCGCGAUAGUAUGUUCGGCAAUACGCUUACUGAGGUAAUGGAACUGCAGAAAGAGCGAUUCCCAGAGCGUCAGCUUCCUUGGAUACAGACGACACUUUCGGAACAAGUUUUACUUUUGAACGGGAAACAAACCGAAGGCAUUUUUCGAGUACCGGCCGAUGUUGACGAAGUUAAUGUAUUGAAAAAUCUGAUCGAUCGCUGGGAAUUUCCCGAAAACAAGGGAACGAUGGAUGCCCACGCUCCUGCUAGUUUGCUGAAGCUGUGGUAUCGCGAACUGUACGAUCCGCUCAUUCCGGAUGAGCUUUAUGAUGAAUGUGUUCAAACAGAAGACCCUGUUGAAGCGGCUGCUAUCGUAGAAAAGUUACCUAAAAUCAACCGAUUGGUUCUCACUUAUUUGAUACAUUUCUUGCAACAGUUUUCCCUACCUGACGUGGUUGCUAACACAAAAAUGGAUUCAUCCAACCUGGCGAUGGUAUUUGCACCUAAUUUGCUACGUUGCCAAUCACAAGAUCCGAAAGUAAUUCUAGAAAAUGCCCGAAAAGAGAUGACGUUUAUGCGCACUCUGAUACAGCAUAUGGAUACAUCCAGCGUGACAUAUUUGGUAUAA
Messenger RNA from Anopheles marshallii, 4407 nucleotides. It is a transcript of the gene RhoGAP93B, whose product is annotated as hornerin. The transcript has 11 exons. Bases 1 to 4407 code for a protein of 1468 amino acids. The record is from RefSeq and is a predicted model, not a curated record. Gene Ontology annotation, cellular component: cytoskeleton; cytoplasm. Lineage: Eukaryota; Metazoa; Arthropoda; Insecta; Diptera; Culicidae. Gene Ontology annotation, molecular function: GTPase activator activity; protein binding. Gene Ontology annotation, biological process: signal transduction.